AUGCCCAAGUUCAUCUAUUCGGGAAGAAGUGACUUACGAACGUUACCUAAUACUAUGAACGCUCCAGACAGAUUUGAACUAUUUAUAUUGCCAGAUGGCGUCGAAAAGAUAAAGAUCACGCCUGACUCAAAAGUACCCAACGCCGCCAUCAUAAAGAUUGAAAGAGAGGACCACACAUUAGCUAACCUAUUAAGAGCACAGCUUCUCAAGGACGACAGAGUCAUCUUUGCUGCCUAUAAAGUCGAGCACCCUUUGUUUGCCAACUUUGUAUUGAGAAUCCAGACCGAAGAUGACUAUUCACCUAAAGAAGCUCUUAAAAAUGCAUGCAAUUCCCUCAUUGCUGACUUACGAGAGAUUCUGAACAAGUUCCAAAGAGAAUGGGCCUUGAAGGGGUUGAUGACACACAACGAGGAUGAAUAUUGA
Molecule: messenger RNA, 423 nt
Organism: Lodderomyces theae
Lineage: Eukaryota; Fungi; Ascomycota; Pichiomycetes; Serinales; Debaryomycetaceae
Gene: RPB11
Product: DNA-directed RNA polymerase II core subunit
Exons: 3
Coding region: 1-423 (140 amino acids)
Biological process (GO): transcription by RNA polymerase II
Cellular component (GO): RNA polymerase II, core complex
Molecular function (GO): protein dimerization activity; DNA binding
Source: RefSeq, a predicted model, not a curated record